AUGUUGCUGACACUUGUGAAACUGAUGAGUCAGUCUCCCCAGCUGGGAGCGAGAGGCCGGGAAACACGGUCUUUCACUCCCACAGACACAGGUGGACUUGAAACUGGCCACGCCCCACUCCCAGGUGAAUCCACCGUCACCACGAAGCCAGAAAGGAGACAAAGGUUUCAGCUGUUGCAUCCUCUCCGACUGCAAACACCAGGCAGGAUGGAGGCGUGUAUGAUGAAGCCAGAAGUCAAAAACAGACCAAAGCCGCCUAAACCUCCUCCAAAGCCUGCUGAGAUUAAGCGAAAGGACCCAGAGAGCCUGGAGAAACCAACUCCUGUGGUGCCUCCACGACCUACAGACACUGAACUGACUCAUACACAAUACAGAAUGAAAAGAACAGCAGCAAACAAUGAGACAAAUAGAAACUUAAAACAGGGAGAGACAAAGAAGAAGUCAUCUGAAACUCCUGUGGUUCCACCCAGACCCACAGACGAGGAACUGAAUGCAACCAGCAGAUACAGCCAGCGGAGGAGGGUACAGACUGAGGACACAGAGAGCUCCAGAGAAAAUGAUCAACCAGAAGCUGCUGAAGUUCCCAAAGAUGAGGCCGAUUUCAAACAGAGUAAUCCGUCGGUCCUGACUGGAAUGUUUCGCCGGAGCCAAAAAGAGAAGAUGCCCACGUUCACUAGUUAUGUGUUUGACGACUGCGGCGUAGAGGAAGAAACUGGUAACGUCCAGGCAAAACAGGCUCCUGGCAGCAAACCGGGCGGUCUGAAGGGAGUAAUGAAAGGUUUGCAAUUCAAGUCGUCACCAAAGGCCAGCAGAGAUCCAAGUCCAGUUCCCAGCACAGAGGAAGGCGUCUCAGAAAAGGAACAAUCCACAGAAAAAAAUGAGCAAGGCAAAAAUGCAGAACCCAAACAGGACAAAGGAGGUCUGCUGGCUGGGAUGUUCCGGAAAACACCCAAAGAGUUGUCUCCUGCGCUGACGGUCAGCAGAGCGGACAGUGAUUCAGAAGAUGGAGGACAAGACGAGAAAACCUCUGCACAGCCCCAUGAAAAGGGAGGCUUCUUCUCCAGCAUCCUCAAGAAAUCCAACAAGCCAGCAGAUGAGACACCUGCACAGGAGGAUCUGAGCGCUCACAGUGAGCUGUCGGCCAGCAGCGACAGUCUGUCUGAAAACAGCAACAAGGAAAAAGGAGGAAUAUUCAGCGGGAUGUUCAGGAAGUCUCCCAAACCAACAGAUGCUGCUCAGACCGACGAGGACCAACAGUCUCUGCACGAUGAUCUGUCAGGCAGUAACGAUAAUCUGUCUGAAAACUCGAAGGAAAAAGGAGGAUUUUUCAACGGGAUUCUCCGCAAGUCUCCAAAACUUCCUAGAGAGGGGGCACCCGGGCAGGAUAAAGAGUUGCUGCAGAACGAGCUGGCAGCCAGCAACGAGAGUCUGAGUGAGAAGAGCAACAACACUAAAGAGAAAGGAAACGUUUUCAGUGGGAUGUUCAAGAAAUCUCCCAAACUGUCAGAGAGGCCACGGCUGGAGGAGGGCGCAGAGUUGUCUGGUGAACUCUCUGCCAGCACCGACAGCCUAUCAGAGAACAAGGAGAAAGGUGGUUUGUUCAGUGGGCUCCUCAAAAAGACCAAAACAACCAGAGAGGAGAAUCUGUCGACACAGAAAGAUCUUUCAGGCAGCAGUGACAGUCUCUCUGAGGCUGCCAGCACUAAGGAGAAGGGAGGUGUGUUCAGUGGGAUGUUCAAGAAGUCGACCACACUCUCAGACAGUCCUCCCACAGAGGAGGAAAAACAGGUGCUAGACGAUGAACUGUCAGCGAGCAGUGAAGAUCCGUCUGAGAACAACACAAAGGAAAAAGGAGGAAUAUUUAGUGGAAUAUUCAAAAAGUCACCCAAACCGACAGAAGCUGCUCAACCUGAGGAGGAUGAGGGUCUGGAUAACAAGUUCUCAGCCAGUACUGAAAAUUUAUCGGAGAACAAACAGGAGAAAGGUGCAGGACUGUUCAGUGGACUCCUCAAAAAGACUCCCAAAGCAUCAGGGGAAAGGACAGAGUCACCGGACACAGAGGCUCAGAACGAGGUGCCAGCCAGCAGCGAUGACCUGCCUGAGAAUAACACGGCCAAGGAGAAAAAUAUCUUCAGCAACAUGUUUAAGAAGCCACAGAAACCAGCAGAGGGCGCUGCAGCAGAAAAGGAGCAGGAGGUGAACAGUGAAAAUCUGCUAUCGGGUAGCUGUGAGAAUCUGAUUGUUCCGAAGGAGAAAAAAGGAGGCCUGGCUGGCAUAUUCAAAAGAUCGGCCAGCAUCGAAAACCUGUUUGACGAGGAGAAAGGUGGACUGUUCAGUGGACUUCUCAAGAAAACACCUAAAGCGUCUGGAGAUGAGGCAGCUGCAGAGGACAAAGACGAGCAGAGGGAUCUGUCAGCAAGCAAUGACAGUCUGUCAGAAAACACUAACACCAAGGAGAAAAGUAUUUUCAGCGGGAUGUUUAAGAAAACUCAAAAACCAGCGGAGGGGACAACAGAUGAGGAAUCAAACACAGGCGAGGAUAAGCAGUUAUCUGGCAGCUUGGAAAACCUGUUAGAAGCAAACACAUCAAAGGAGAAGACAGCAGGAGGACUUGCAGGAAUCUUCAAAAAAUCUCCCAAACUGGCUCCACGCUCGGUCACUACUAAGGAUCCACUCAGUGACACAAAGGAGCUGUCCACCAGCUGGGACAAUCUCGCGGACGCUGCCGAGGAGGAUCUGUCUGCACUUGGUGAUUUGUCUGGCAGUAACGAUAAUCUUUCUGAAACUGGAAACACUACAAAGGAGAAAAAAGGAGGGUUCACAGGGAUGUUCAGGAGGACGCCCAAACCUGUGGAUCAACAGGAAAGCGAAGACAUGGAGGCACCAGAAGGAGGUGGGCUGAGGCGCAGGAGGACGAUCAAGAAGAAAAGACGAGUUGUGUCUUUCCGAGUCAAGAAAACUCUUCCCAAAAUACCCAAGCUUAAUUUAUCAUCACAGGCUUCAGAUAAGAUGCCCAUCGUUGAGGAGACCGUGGAGCUGCAGGAGCUGAGCCCAGCGCAGGAGAGCACAGUGGAGGUUCAGCCUGUAGAGAUGGCAGCUUACCCAACUGAAGACAACCCUCUUGAGUCUGAGGAGGAAAGCGAUGAACUGAUGGAGUGGUGGAACACGGUGAAAGGUUGGACGGAGUGGAACGAGACAUCCAAUUUCCAGGCGGACGAAGAAGAAAUGGCUAUGGAGCAGGCAGCUGACCGUGUCUACAUGGCAGCUCGUCUCUUUGUGCGUCUUUUCAACCAGCGGGGCGCGUCCUUACAGCAUCACAUCCUGGAGCUUUUGGCUCUGGCUGACGCCGCGGAUCAAUUCCACAAGAAAACAGUGACGGCUGCUGUGGGCGGAGGGGUGGCCAGUGUCGCGGGCAGCGUGGCUACAAUCACAGGGCUCAUUCUGGCGCCUUUCACUUUUGGUGCCUCUAUUAUUGUCACGGCAGUGGGGAUCAGUGUGGCCACCGCAGGCAGCAUCACAUCAGCAACGGCUAACAUCACAGACACGGUUCACUCUAACAUGGACAGAAAGAAGGUGGAGAAGAUGAUCCAGGGCUACCAGGAGGAGAUCAAAGACAUCAGGGAGUGCCUGGAGUUCGUGCAGGAAGGUAUGGACACUCUGCAGGAGUGGGACUUUGAGAAAUAUUCUCAGAGUGCUGCCAAAAAGGCUCUGAACCACAACAUUAAACAUGUGAUGAAGGAGGGCGGCCGCGCUGGGAAAGCCCUGAUGAUCAACACUGACAAACUCAUCAGCACUGUGCAGGUUCUGGGCGCUGCAGGCGGUGCCGCCAAAGCUGCCCAGGCCAUCAGCGUCACCACGGGGGUCAUGUCGGCCCUCUUCCUGGCUCUGGAUGUUUUCUUCCUCGCCAAAGAUUCCCACGAGCUCCGCAAAGGUGCCAAAACCAAAUUUGCCAGCAAGAUCAGGGAUGUUUGUAAAGACCUUCAAGAUGGUCUCCUGGAGCUGAACAAGGUAAAGACGCAGCUGCAGAAAACCAUGGACGGCAUCGAGGUGGAGGAGUACGAGGAGAUUGAGGAGGUGGAGGUCGAGGUUGAAGACGAUUUGGAGUCGGAUCCAAAGAAGCUGGCUGAGCUGGAGCAGGAGCUGGACCUCCUGGAGGAGAAACUGGACAAGAAGUUUGAGGAAGAGCAGAAGAAGAGUAAAGAGAUUGAGAAGGGAGGUCUGAAAAGUAUGAAGGAGGAGAAGAGUGUGACGGAGAAAAGAGAUCCAGAGAAAAAGGAUGAGGAGGAGGAAGAAGAAGAAACAGAGGAAGGUGGUGCAAAGAAAAAGGGAAAGAAGGAAGGUAAGAAGGACAAAGGGAAAGAAGGAAGCAAAAUUGAAUCCAAAUUAGUGAAAAUACCUGAUGAGGACAAAGAGCAGAAAAAUGAGAAAACUGGCAAAUCAGAUAAAGAUGAAGCUUUAAAGGAACAAUCUCAGAAAGGAAGCAAAAAGGACAAAGAAACUGAGAACAGAAUAACAGCUGGAAAAGAGAAAUACGACAACAAGCAAGACAAGGCAGAAGAAGACACUGGUACAAAUAAAAAGAUGGAUGAAAAACAGAGAAAGGUGGAUGUAAAAGAACAGAGUGAAGUUGAGAGCAAAUCAGGUAAUUUAAAACAAGAGGACAGGAGCGGGAAGCCGAGUUCAGAUAGGGUCAAAGCAGAGAGAGAAAGUCAAAGAAGCAAGAGCAGCAGAGGGGAUGAAAUGGGGAUAAAGCCUGAGUGGAAAACAGGGAAAAAAGAGAAAGAGGACGAAAGUGGGAGUACGAGGAGGCAUAGCAGCAGAGGUGACCACGACAGCAAAAGGGGGAGUAAACAUGAGAUAAGAGAGACUGAUAAGGAGAGAGGAAGCAGCAGCAGAGAUGUGGAGAGACUCGCUAGAAAAGAAAGUGACAGGACAGAGAGGGGGAGUAGGACUGAGGAGGAGAGAGGAGUAAAAGACUGGAGAGCUGAGAUGACAAAAAGUAGGGAAGAGAAGAGAGAAAGUAAAGGGGGAGGGGCGAAACAAGAAGAUCAUGGGAAAAAUGAUGUGAGGAAAGAGUCGCAUCGAAGUCAUGAAACUGCGACGAGGAGGGAAAGAGGGUGGGCGAGCGGCAGGGAGGAAUCAGACUCACCGAGGAGUCACUACAGGAGAGGGACGGCCCCGCCAGACGAGAAACGAGGGAGCCGAGUUGAGAGCGCGAGAGGGCAGUUUGAGAGAGCAGGAGGUGAGGAAGGGGAGGAGAGGAGGAAGAGGAGAGAGGAUGGAGAGAGUUGGAGGAGGGACAGAGAUAGGAAAGGAAGUGACAGAGAGCAUGAACACCGCAGAAGAUCUCGAUCCAACGCUCUGCUGGAAGACGGGCUGUAUAUUUAAUUUUAAUGGAUGUUAUUCUAUGUUUUCUUUAUUGUGACCAAAUUACAUGGAAAAACCAAAAUCAACAAUGUGUUAAUUCGCCUCUCACAGGGCCGUGUGUGUGUGAAAUCGUUUCAGGAGUUUAUUAAGCUACCGCCACCUUCAGUGGAUAUUACGAGAAGAAGCAAAAACAAAGACUCAGGAUUCAGUGAGAAAUUUUGGCCCAUUUCUAGAAUCUUGUGUUAAAUUGAG
This is a messenger RNA of Toxotes jaculatrix (banded archerfish), 5619 nucleotides long. RefSeq lists its product as uncharacterized. The record is from RefSeq and is a predicted model, not a curated record. Bases 1 to 5388 code for a protein of 1795 amino acids. Gene Ontology annotation, molecular function: lipid binding. The transcript has 49 exons. Gene Ontology annotation, biological process: lipid transport; lipoprotein metabolic process. Lineage: Eukaryota; Metazoa; Chordata; Actinopteri; Toxotidae. Gene Ontology annotation, cellular component: membrane; extracellular region.